CCUUCCCCGGGCAUUGGGUCAAUUCAAUUCUGGCGCCGGGGGAAGGAAGAGGAGGAGGAGGAGGAAGAGGAGGAGGAGGAGCCAUCUCGAUGCGGCCCCCUCCCUGCCUGCCUCCCCCCCACCCCAGCCCCGACCCGGAUUGGCGGCCGCUCGCAAAAGAUUGCAUGGGAUUUGCCUGAUUUCCGUUCAGUUUCCGGAGAGCCAGAAAAGAAAAGAAAAAUCCCAGCCGGGGUUGCAUCGCUUCUCGCCGGCGCUUCUUGCAAAGUCGCCGCCGAGGUCGCUCCCUUCACUCUUGCAAACGCAAGCGGUCCUCAAGCAUGGAGCGCGGCGAAGGAGAAGAGCCCGAUCCGGCAGAGGUGCCGCCGGGGACCCGCCUGGUGCUGGCCUUCAAGGCGUUCCUGACUUCCCGCAAAGGGCUGCUGCUGCUGGCCCAAGCGGCCCUCUCUUUUAUCAUCUUCAUCUGCUACAUCGCUUCGACAGCUGCACCUUUCAUGAUGGUGCCCUUACUGACAUUUCUACUCGCUUUGGGCUUUUUCGUUUCCUAUUCCCUGAAGCUGAAUGAGAAGUUCCGGGGCAUCUAUUGGCUUUUGGCGGAUUUUUUGUGUGGAAUUAUUGCUGCUAUUAUAUAUUUUGCCAUCUCCAUUGCUGCCGUUUCAAAAUAUACGGACACCGCAUCGAAGGCUGCAGGGGUAUUUGGGUUUAUCACUACCAUCGUCUACUGUGCCUACGUAUAUUUCACCUUUAAUGACCUGGCAACGUUCCUAAAACAGGAAGAUUCCUCGGACGCCCCCAAAUCACAGAAGUCAGAAGAUGACUCGGAUUCCGAUUCUGACUGAAAUAACAGUAUCUUUGAUGAAUGUCAGAACCUCGAUGGAAAAUGAGGAAGACGUAAAGAAGAAAAGGAAAAGACCAAAAGCGGAAGAAAAAUGAAUGUUUUGAGUAUUUUAACCUUUUUUCAGUGAACUUGGAUAUUUUAACCUUUUUUCAGUGAACUUUACAGAUUGUUGUUACUACAACUGGGAUCACCAAAAUCAUGCUGGGAAUAUUAUUGUGUAUAAUUUACACAAGAAAACUUGACCACCUGGUAGCUGAAGAUCAUUCAGCAUUGCAAUAGAUUUUUCAAGCCAAACCUUUUAUGAGCAGAGUUAUCCAGGAUGUAUUAAGAAGUCAUUAACAUCUGGCAACAUGGAGUUUCUUCAGAACUAGA
Thamnophis elegans (Western terrestrial garter snake) is the source of this 1207-nucleotide messenger RNA. RefSeq names its product CKLF like MARVEL transmembrane domain containing 3 (gene CMTM3). The record is from RefSeq and is a predicted model, not a curated record. NCBI's taxonomy places the organism in Eukaryota, Metazoa, Chordata, Lepidosauria, Squamata, Natricidae. Gene Ontology annotation, cellular component: membrane. Bases 318 to 836 code for a protein of 172 amino acids. The transcript has 5 exons.